This is a messenger RNA of Paramisgurnus dabryanus, 1590 nucleotides long. RefSeq lists its product as uncharacterized. NCBI's taxonomy places the organism in Eukaryota, Metazoa, Chordata, Actinopteri, Cypriniformes, Cobitidae. The record is from RefSeq and is a predicted model, not a curated record.
AGUAUUUCCUCUUCCUUUUGAUCUUCUUGUGCUUACUGGCAGCUGUAAAACACAUUGACAUCAACAACUGUGCUGGAGUUUGGAGCAGCGAUAUUAAAAUAAUUUAUGCAUAAAUGUGCACAACUAAGUAGCAUGUUUGAAUAAUUGUGAAUUUCUUCAAAGUGAAAUGAUGAACUCCAGACUCUCAUCUCUGAUCCUGCUGUUACACAUUCAAGGGUCUCUAACAUCGAACAGCUUUACUGUGACCUGUAAUAAACAAAAUAUUUGUGCUGUGAGAGGGACACAGGUGACAACGAGGUGCUCUUACUCAAACAUCAACAUCACAACUGGAUUCUGGUUCAGCCAAAAACAGAAAACAAACUGGAGAAACAAAGAUGAACCUGAAGAUUUGACUUUAGAUUCAGAUUACUCAGGACGGGUGAAACAGGAGAUCACAAACACCAUAUCAGAGCUCACAAUAUUUGAUCUGCGAGAGAGCGACAGUGGAGAAUAUCAGCUCAUGAUCAUUAUGAAGGAUGGAGUUAAACAUCUCAGCUCAGUCACAGUCAAUCUAACAGUCACAGUUUUACAGGUGAAGAUGAAUCCUGAAUCUACAGAUGAAGUAAAUCUGAUCUGUGAUUCUUCCUGCAAUCUCACAUCGGAAAAUUAUUACUGGUACAAGAAUGAACAAUUAUUUGCAGCUAGCAAAUCCUUAAUCGUGUCAUCCAGAGGAAACACUGACAGCUAUUCCUGCUCUCAGUACAUAUAUGGCAAAAACACUCAAUCCUCUUCUGUGUGUCUUUCUAACAGUGGGUGUUGGGGUGUGACUUACACCUCUACAAGAGUUUGUGCUUUAGUGGGAUCAACAGUAGAUAUUCACUCUUCAUACUCACAUCCCACUGGAUAUACAGUAAAGAAAACAUACUGGGAUUACAUUGAUAUAAAAUUCAAAGAUCUGCGUGAGGUUCAUCAGUUUGCUGGUCAUGUGGAGUUUGUUGGAAACACACUGAGAAUCAAAGACGUCAACACGAGUGAUUGUGGUAUAUAUCGAUUCAGGAUCGUCAGUAACACAUUAGAUGAAUUUUCUGGUUCUUCUGGAGUUUUUUUUACUGUUACAGAUACACAGGUGAUAAGCAGCCCAAACCCUGUGAUAGAUGGAGAAAAAGUGAUAUUAAGCUGUUCAACCGAAUGCACUCUGGAUUACAAACAUACUUACAUCUGGUAUAAGAAUGGACAACAGGUAACAGAUGGAUUGAGAUUAUUAAACAAGCUGUACCUGAAGUCAAUCAACAGUGAGGAGCUACAAGAGUAUUCAUGUACUGUAAGAGAAACAAUCUCAGUGUUUUGUCAUCUCAGAGUCUGUCUGCUGGUGUUUCUGCCUCAGUUUCUCAUUUUAGGAGCUCUGUGGAUUUGGUUUUUCAUCAGCAAGAACAAAUUAAAAUCUAAAAACAGAACUGAUGACAAACAUGAAGAGAAUCAAAUGGUGCACAUGUCUGUGUGUAGAUCAGCUGAACUGUUGGAGUGAUGUCACAACUCUCUCUCUGACAUCAUCACCUAUCAAAAAUCUCUCAGCAGUGACAUCAUUGAUGCAGUGAUGUCAUAUACAGUAAC